Colletotrichum destructivum is the source of this 2129-nucleotide messenger RNA. Its product is annotated as Putative Heat shock chaperonin-binding, tetratricopeptide-like helical domain superfamily. The transcript is spliced from 4 exons. The record is from RefSeq and is a predicted model, not a curated record. NCBI's taxonomy places the organism in Eukaryota, Fungi, Ascomycota, Sordariomycetes, Glomerellales, Glomerellaceae. Bases 194 to 1936 code for a protein of 580 amino acids. Gene Ontology annotation, molecular function: Hsp90 protein binding.
CCUCACCCAGACGGUCGAGACGAGAAACUCAACUUUACAUUUCCACAACCCAAUCAGAUACCCCCCCUUCCCAAAUCUCCAAACGCUCGCACUUCCAAUUUCUAAUUCGAGAUUUCAACAAGUCGUACAUACGAACAAACCAAGUACAUUCUCAAUCCCGAAAAACAUAAAUACACACAGCCCGGAAAUCAAUAUGGCUUCCGCAGACGAGCUCAAGGCUCUCGGCAACAAGGCCAUUGCCGAAAAGAACUUUGAUGAGGCCGUCGCCAAGUUCACCGAGGCCAUCGAGCUCCAGCCUGAAAACCACAUCCUCUACAGCAACCGCUCCGCCGCCUACGCUUCUAAGAAGGACUGGCAAAACGCUCUGGAAGAUGCUAAGAAGACGACCGAGCUCAAGCCCGACUGGGCGAAGGGCUGGGGACGCCUGGGCACAGCGCAGUAUGGUCUCGGCGACCUGCUCGCCGCAAACGACGCCUACGAGGAGGGACUCAAGGUCGACCCUAACAACGCUGGGUUGAAGAAGGAUCUCGCUGCCACCCAGAAGGCGAUGAAGGCAGAGGCCGGUGGCGACGCCGGCGACCCGACCGGUGGCCUCGGCAACAUGUUCAGUGACCCCCAACUCCUCCAGAAGCUCGCCGCGAACCCCAAGACGGCCGGCUUCCUCGCAGACCCUACCUUCAUGGCCAGGCUUCAGCAGAUGAAGGAGAACCCUAAGGGCUCGCCCGAUCUGUUCACCGACCCCCGCAUGCUCCAGGUCCUCGGUGUCUUGAUGGGCGUUGACAUGCAGAUGGGCAUGCCCGACGACGUCUCCCCGGAUACCGAGAUGCGCGACGCCCCUCCCCCUCCCGAGUCGAAGCCCGCGCCUAAGAAGGCCCCGACCCCCGAGCCCGCGCCCGAGCCUGAAGAAGAGCUUGACGAGGAGGCUUUGGAGAAGAAGAAGGCCAAGGAGGCGGCUGACAAGGAGAAGGCGCUGGGCACCGAGAACUACAAGAAGCGCAACUUCGACGAGGCCAUCGCGCACUACACCAAGGCCUGGGAGCUGCACAAGGAUAUCACCUACCUUAACAACCUCGGCGCCGCCUACUUUGAGAAGGGCGACUACGAGAAGGCCAUCGAGACGUGCACCAAGGCCGUCGAGGAGGGCCGAGAGAUCUACGCCGACUUCAAGCUGAUCGCCAAGUCAUACGCCCGCAUCGGCACCGCCUACGAGAAGCUUGGCAACCUCGAGCUCGCUGUCGAGAACUACAAGAAGUCUCUGACGGAGCACCGCACCCCCGAGGUAAACGCCAAGCUGCGCGCGGCUGAGCGCAACAAGAUUGAGCAGGCACGCCUCGCCUACCUCGACCCGGCCAAGGCCGAGGAGGCCCGUGAGGAGGGCAACAAGAAGUUCAAGGAGAGCGACUGGCCCGGCGCCGUCGCGGCGUACACUGAGAUGAUCAAGCGCGCGCCCGAAGACCCCCGAGGCUACAGCAACCGCGCGGCGGCGUUUGUCAAGCUGCUCGAGUUCCCCAGCGCCGUCGAGGACUGCAACACGGCCAUCAAGAAGGACCCGACCUUCAUCCGCGCCUACAUCCGCAAGGCGCAGGCCUUCCACGGCAUGCGCGAAUACUCCAAGUCGGUCGACGCCUGCACCGAAGCGGCCAAGGUCGACCAGGAGCACCACAAGGGCGCCAACGCACGCGAGAUUGAGCAGCAGCAACAGAAGGCCUUCAACGCCAUGUAUGCGGCUCGCGAGAACGAGUCGGAGGAGCAGACCAAGGAGCGCCUGGCCCGCGACCCCGAGAUCAUGAGCAUCAUGAACGACCCCAUCAUGCAGUCGAUCCUCCAGCAGGCGCAGUCGGACCCGGCGGCGCUGACGGAGCACAUGAAGAACGCCGACAUCAAGGCAAAGGUGCAGAAGCUGAUAGCGGCGGGAGUUAUCCGUGUCGGACGGUAAGAAGAAGAGGCGGGAGUGGCGUACGUAAUUCGGAUAGGGUGGGAGAGAAAUGGUUGUCGAAGCGGAGGUGGAGGCGGAGGAGGUAACAAGAAAAAGGUCACGCGUAAUGGUUGGACGAAGAAACGUUUAAAAAGGGCUUCACUAGGUCAGUCGUAGUGGUUGCAGUGUGACCCCCAACAACAGAGAUUUCCCC